Zingiber officinale is the source of this 306-nucleotide messenger RNA. Its product is annotated as dnaJ-related protein SCJ1-like. The transcript has 5 exons. The record is from RefSeq and is a predicted model, not a curated record. The coding region runs from base 1 to 306 and encodes 101 amino acids. Lineage: Eukaryota; Viridiplantae; Streptophyta; Magnoliopsida; Zingiberales; Zingiberaceae. Gene Ontology annotation, cellular component: nucleus; cytoplasm.
AUGAUCUUUCAAGAUUACUACAAGAUAUUGGAAGUUGAUUAUGAUGCUACUGAAGAAGCAAUUCGCUCCAACUUCAUCCGUAUGGCAUUGUCUGUGCCUGCUCAUAAGCCAUCUAAACUAACCCCAAAUUUCACUGUCCUUGUUUCUAAGAUAUGGACAGUUUUAAGUGAUCCUGUCAAAAGGCGAGAGUAUGAUGAAAAGGGAGUUCUUAUAAUCCAAGACUUCAAUGCCAUCGAAUACCUGAAGAGACACAAGGGCUUGAUAUUAACAUGCAAUGGCCCGGGCAUUAGAUCUCCAUUACGGUGA